GACUAUAUAGUAGGUACGUCGAUAUCCGCGUUUUACGGAACCGAUAAAUGUGCUAAAAUUCUGUGCCACGUUUUUUGAACUUCGCAUUUAGAGAGAUAAAAUGAGUGAAGAGAUAAAUUAUGCACAAGCUAUUGAAAGCUUAUAUGAAAAAUUAAACACUAUGGAGAAUACAAUAAACAAUUUAGUUAACGCUUUGAAACCUUCAUCAAGUUCCUCAAUGAUUGUCCCAGCUACAACUACAGCUGUAUCUCCAAAUUCCAAUACUGUUGUUGCUUCAACUUUUAACAUAGCAGGCUCUUCAGUUGACAAUUCUGUGGUUAAAUCUGCCGAAAGCACAGGGUCUUCAGUUGUCAAUUCUGUGGUUACCUCAACAUCAAGCACAGCUAGAUCCCAAGAUACCCAAACUGUGGUUGCUUCAGCAUCAAACAUAGAUGUUAUGUGUGAAAGAAUUGUUGGGAGAAAUCUUUGCCAUGAAUGGUAUGAUUCCGAUACAGCAAUGACAGUCUUGUAUAAUGGCAGAGUAGAAAAACUUAAAAAAGCUCAGAAAGAUAUUAUAUACACUAUUUCUUACUGGACUAGAGAAGAAAAUGAUACUGAAGCAGUUGAUUAUUAUAUGAAAAAAUUCCAGCUAGUUGCUGACAUUGUAUCCGGUCAGAGGGGGAACCAUCUAUAACUAUCACAAAGCAUUGUGUGAUGUAUUUUGAGUUUUG
Hydra vulgaris (swiftwater hydra) is the source of this 710-nucleotide messenger RNA. RefSeq lists its product as uncharacterized. The record is from RefSeq and is a predicted model, not a curated record. NCBI's taxonomy places the organism in Eukaryota, Metazoa, Cnidaria, Hydrozoa, Anthoathecata, Hydridae.